This is a messenger RNA of Annulohypoxylon maeteangense, 956 nucleotides long. RefSeq lists its product as uncharacterized. The record is from RefSeq and is a predicted model, not a curated record. NCBI's taxonomy places the organism in Eukaryota, Fungi, Ascomycota, Sordariomycetes, Xylariales, Hypoxylaceae. The transcript has a single exon. Bases 224 to 460 code for a protein of 78 amino acids.
UUGGAAUUAAAAUGGCAAUAUUCAUUAGAAUCAGCCCCUAUUAAUAUUGUAAUCAGCUUACUCAUAACUCCCGAGGUCCUGUAUAGAUAUUGUCGGAUGUAGAGCAGCGUCCUUUCUUUCGCCCCUCGAUUCAUCCCUAGACUCUUUGACAUAAAUCCGAGUAUAACUACCUAGUAAAAGUCCUGAUGCAUUUCCUAUCUAAAUAAACCUCGUUUUCAACAUAAUGACUACUAUACUCAGUCUUCUUGCCAACGCCGAGCUGAUUCUGCUAGCUACACUCGAAACAGGACAUUAUAAGGCUUACUAUUGCUUUCCCAGCUGUGUCACGUGUUCUAAGUAUUCGUGUAGAAAUUGCCCUUGUUAUAGAGUUGUAAGUUCACGUUCCCCAUUUCGAAAUUUUAUUGAACCACACAAGAUGAGCUUGUCUGUUCAAGGUAGACAUCGAAAUAUAUGUUGCUAACUGGCUUCAUCUGUAGUACACCACAUGUUGUACCGAAAAUAACCCAAAAGAGAAGAACAAUGGAAAGACCCAUGGGCGAAUGGAAUUUACUAUGUAAACUGUUAAACGGGUAAGGCUGUCCCAUUAUAGAGGCAAAGGGGAUGCGAAGAAGUAAAUAUCUACUCAUAUGAUAGUAUGCAUUUACCAAUGAACAUGAUGUCGGUAAGGUAUCAUUCUCGUCGGAUAACGAGGCGAACGACCGAAGUCAGCGAAAGAGUUACUGAGUACUGCAACAUUUAGAUGAGUGCGGUGACGUAAUGGAUAACGACAACUCUUAGCUUAGCCUCGAUUUUGCGUGUAACCACGAUAUAGGAGAUCUGGGUUGAUCGAUUAGGGCGGACAGUAGGUAGAGGAGGAAGCGAUUUCAAUGUUUGAUUGUAGCGGUCUGUCUUGCAGAUGCAAAUAUGUAAGUACCCGUAUACAUACUUCAUACUUAAUUUUAUUGUGAACAUAAAAC